GUCUGGUCCCUUAAAGGGCCCGCCGGCUGGUUGUUGUGCUGCAGGGGGGAGUCGGGGUUCGCCUUUGGCUGGCUGGCUGGCGGCGGCGGGGUCCCUUUAAAUUAUGAGCGUGGGCAGCGCGCGACCAUGCAAUGGCGGUCGCUGGUGCUGGGCCUGCUGCUGCUGAGGCUGGGGCUCCACGGGCUGCUGUGGUUGGUGUCCGCGCUGGGGCCCGGCCUGGGCUUCCACCAGCGCUUCCCCUUCGCCCUCCCGCCGCGCGGGGCCCCCGACCCGCCCUGGCCGCGGGCCGCCGGGCGCUGCGGGCGCGCCCACUGGGGCUGCGGCCCGGCCGGGGGCGAUGAGUACGAGAAGCGCUACAGCGGCGCCUUCCCCCCGCAGCUGCGGGCCCAGCUCCGCGACGCGGCCCGCGGCAUGUUCGUCUUCGGCUACGACAACUACAUGCGGCACGCCUUCCCGCAGGACGAGCUGAACCCCGUGCACUGCCGCGGCCGCGGCCCCGACCGCGCCGACCCUUCAAAUCUGAAUAUCAAUGAUGUCUUGGGAAACUACUCUCUAACUCUGAUUGACGCACUGGAUACCCUAGCGGUAAUGGGAAAUUCUUCAGAGUUCCAGAAAGCGGUGAAGUUAGUGAUUGACACAGUCUCAUUCGACAAAGAUUCUACAGUCCAAGUCUUUGAGGCAACAAUCAGGGUUUUGGGAAGUCUGCUUUCUGCCCACAUAAUAAUUACAGAUACCAAGCAACCCUUUGGUGACAUGACCAUUAAAGAUUAUGAUGAUGAACUCUUACAUAUGGCUCGUGACCUGGCAGUGAGGCUGCUACCUGCCUUUGAGAACACCAAAACUGGAAUUCCCUAUCCUCGGGUGAAUCUAAAGACUGGAGUCCCUCCUGACAGCAAUAAUGAGACCUGUACUGCAGGCGCUGGCUCUUUGUUGGUGGAGUUUGGCAUUCUUAGCCGGCUGCUUGGAGAUUCCACGUUUGAAUGGGUGGCACGGCGAGCUGUUAAAGCACUGUGGAGUCUUAGGAGCAACGACACUGGACUAUUAGGAAAUGUCGUGAAUAUUCAAACUGGCCAUUGGGUUGGAAAGCAAAGUGGCUUAGGAGCGGGUUUGGAUUCAUUCUAUGAGUAUCUGUUGAAGUCUUACAUCCUUUUUGGAAAAAAGGAAGACCUAGAGAUGUUCAAUGAUGCAUAUCGAAGUAUUCAGAACUACUUAAGAAGAGGACGGGAAGCCUGUAAUGAAGGCGAAGGAGACCCUCCUCUUUAUGUUAACGUAAAUAUGUUCAGUGGACAGCUGAUGAACACCUGGAUUGAUUCUCUGCAAGCCUUUUUUCCUGGACUACAGGUUUUAAUAGGAGAUGUGGAAGAUGCUAUUUGUCUCCAUGCCUUCUAUUAUGCCAUAUGGAAACGGUAUGGAGCUCUUCCAGAGAGGUACAACUGGCAAUUACAGGCACCAGAUGUCCUCUUCUAUCCACUGAGGCCAGAGUUGGUGGAAUCUACCUAUCUUCUUUACCAGGCCACAAAGAAUCCUUUUUACCUUCAUGUAGGCAUGGAUAUUCUUCAGAGUCUGGAAAAAUAUACAAAAGUCAAAUGUGGCUAUGCUACAUUGCAUCAUGUCAUAGAGAAGUCAAAAGAGGACCGGAUGGAGAGCUUCUUUCUCAGUGAAACAUGUAAAUAUUUGUAUCUGUUGUUUGAUGAAGAGAAUCCAGUGCACAAAUCUGGAAAUAAAUAUAUGUUUACUACUGAGGGGCACAUUGUGUCUGUGGAUAAACGUUUUCGUGACUCGCUAUGGCAAGAUACCUUCCCUGAAGAAGAGGAAAGGAAUGCCGAAAAACUAAAGCCUAACGAAUUAAAAGCCAUGAACUCCAGUUCUAACUGCAAUAGGGUUCCUGAUGAGAGAAGAUACUUGUUGCCGCUGAAGAGUAUUUACAUGAGACAGAUUGAUCAGAUGGUGGGUUUGAUCUGAAUUUGUUCUUCAGAGUAAUGCUUCAUAAUAUGCAAGGAGGAAAGUGGACUCUGAUUCUGAUACAAAUAUCUACAACUGUACACCUGUGAUGCGUCCCUACAUAUACUUAGUCACUUAAAUAGCCACUAUGUUUCUUAAGGAUUUAACUAUAAACUGAGAGGGAGAUCUUGAUAGAGUUUAAUAGUCUUCAAAAUGAAAUGUAGUAAAGCAAUGGGAACUCUAAAUACAAUUUGAACAGAGUUCUGUCCUGAUAAAAGUUCAUACAGCAAACCUUGUAUUGCAGAUGAAGUCUGGAUAAACUGGGAGUACAAUUUUUUUUUUUUAAUUUAAAAAAGCAAUUGGCAUGUGCCAUGAAAAUAAUUUUGCUACCUUUUUGUAGCUGUAUUGUAAAUGAUGUUCCUUUGGAAAAAGUUUAGUAUCGAAGUUGAAAAUGUUUUGGCGUUUUGAUGGCAAGGAAAGGGAAUGUGCAAUUUUAUCACCAAAUUUAAUCAUUUGGAUUGUUCUGACUAGCAAUAACAAUGCUAUUCCUCAGGUAGAAAUAUUUGUAGUGGAUUUUGGUUGAAACAGGGUUGUGUUUAGAAUAACAGUUUUGAGAGGCAACUCCUAGUCAUAAAAGAAAAGUUCUCAGUACAGGCAUGAGAUGUUUAAAGCAGUGUUCUUAACAUGAAUUGCACAUUCACAAAAGCAUACUAGCUAUAGAAACCAAUAAUUUAAGAACAAGGUGCCUUUGUUGGGGAAAUGCACAAGCCACUCUGAACUCUCUGAGCUGCUCACCUUGUAUUGCUUAGCUGAACAGAUGUUCAAAAUAUUCUUUAGAUUAUUUCUGUCAUGUACCUAAUCUCUAAUGCCUUUUGUAAAGAGAUCCUGAAGAAGUAUACAAUUAUCUGACAAUAUGAAAACAAAGUAAUUAUAUUGUUGGUAGUGCUUUUGGGGUUAGUGCCUUAAGCUUACCUUCCCUCAUGAAAAAAACUGAGCUUUUCUUUGAGAAUAUAUUUGUGUUAAAUGGAGUCAGUUACUUUUGGAGUGCCUUGGUCAUACAAUGUUGAGUCCCAAAGAAACUGAAGUUGGUAUUUUAAAUACUGGAAGGAUGUUGCCUAUUAGGCAUAUCCCAAAGAACGUUGGAUUCUUUAUAUCUUUUUUUUUUUUCUGUGAAUUCAGUCCAAUAUUGUACUGUA
Molecule: messenger RNA, 3137 nt
Organism: Malaclemys terrapin pileata
Lineage: Eukaryota; Metazoa; Chordata; Testudines; Emydidae
Gene: EDEM1
Product: ER degradation enhancing alpha-mannosidase like protein 1
Exons: 12
Coding region: 127-1962 (611 amino acids)
Biological process (GO): carbohydrate metabolic process; endoplasmic reticulum mannose trimming; mannose trimming involved in glycoprotein ERAD pathway
Cellular component (GO): membrane; endoplasmic reticulum
Molecular function (GO): mannosyl-oligosaccharide 1,2-alpha-mannosidase activity; calcium ion binding
Source: RefSeq, a predicted model, not a curated record